UCUCAUUGAAAAUCAAGAAGAUGAUUAAAGGAUUUCUAAUACUCGUCAUUUUCGGCAUUAGUGCUGGAAUGGCAGUGGCCAAUGUCUGCACAGAUGCAGGCUACUCAACUGUAAAUGGAUUCAUAUCGCAUGAGACCAACUGCUCAAACUAUUACAGCUGCUAUGCAGGUACGCCAUAUGAGUUCGCCUGCCCCGCUGGAUUCUACUUCAAUCCGGACAUUCAAAAGUGCGAUCCCAAAUACGUGUGUGUUGUGAACAACUGCCCGGCCACCGGAGUUACCCGGCUUGCGGUGAAUGGCUCGUGCACCCAAUAUAUUCUGUGCAUUGGUGGAGUACAAUAUGCUAAGGAAUGCCAAACUGAUUUGGCUUACGAUGCGUCGUCAACGGAAUGCGUACCGGCUGCGGAGCUUCAGUGCACGGAAAAUCAGUGUGACUCCACCGUUGCAGCUCCCCAGAUGUACGUCAACGCAUACAACUGUAUGAAAUAUUACAUCUGCGACGAAAACUACUCACCGAUCGAGUUUGAAUGCGCUACCGGUACCAUUUUCGAUGCAACGACUAACAAGUGCAUCCUGGGAACAUGCCCUACUUCCUAGAGCCGAAUUGUGGGAACUUUUCGUAAAUAAUAAUGUAAAAAUGUGUUUCAAACUAUUAUACUUGAAAUGGUUCAAUGUUCCAAUA
Molecule: messenger RNA, 681 nt
Organism: Armigeres subalbatus
Lineage: Eukaryota; Metazoa; Arthropoda; Insecta; Diptera; Culicidae
Exons: 2
Coding region: 21-596 (191 amino acids)
Cellular component (GO): extracellular region
Molecular function (GO): chitin binding
Source: RefSeq, a predicted model, not a curated record